AACAUUUAAAUUUAAAACUGUGAGGAUAAAGAACAAGUGCGCAAAAUGUGUACCAUUCUUGUUGUAAGGUUUUAUUUAUUUUAUUUUGUAAGGACUUGAAUAAGAAUCCUAAUCAAACGCCAAAGACCAUGACCUCCUUGUCAAACGCACCAAACAGCGCCACCCGCUGGACAUUAUUAUGUACUACAAGCUUGUCCACAUCACAUUUUMAUAUUCACCUGAGGAGGACUCUUUUACUGCUCAGAACUCGACAUAUUUAGAAAAACAAGUCUAAAUGGAGUCGGUGUACACCCAGGGCAUUUGGCUGGCUGAAACUCUCCAGCAGCGGACAAAGAGUCUGGAAAAUGUUUGGCUCUUCAGCACUCACAUCGGAGAUCCUAAAGCUGCGUUCCUGCUCGUCUUUCCUUUCACCUAUUUUUUCAGCAAACGAGCUGGUGUCGCGGUGCUUUGGGUCUCAGCUAUAUCAGAGUGGUUAAACCUGGUGCUUAAAUGGCUGUUGUUUGGAGAAAGGCCCUUCUGGUGGAUCGGUGAAUCCCGUUUAUUUGUCAGCGUGCAACCUGAGCUUCAUCAGUUCCCAUCUACCUGUGAAACCGGCCCAGGGAGUCCAUCAGGACAUGCGAUGGUGACAGCAGCCGUCUGGUGGGUUGUGGUGUCCUCGCUUUGGUCAUUUCUGUACUCUCAUACGCACAGUGUGCUGCUGUCAGCUGCUCCCUGCCUGUUUUACGGGCUGAUUCUGGUUGCAGUUGGACUAUCCAGGGUCUUCAUCCUCGCUCAUUUCCCUCAUCAGGUCAUUGCUGGGUGCAUCGCAGGGUUAAUUCUGGGGAUUGUUCUGAGCCGCAGAGUACCUGAAGGGCGCCCCCUGCUGUUCUUCUUCAGCCUCAGCGUCGGCCUGUUGCUCAGUGCUGUGAUGCUCCAUGUGGGGCUGCAYCAGCUUGGGAUUGACCUUUCAUG
Messenger RNA from Austrofundulus limnaeus, 951 nucleotides. It is a transcript of the gene g6pc3, whose product is annotated as glucose-6-phosphatase catalytic subunit 3. Gene Ontology annotation, cellular component: membrane. NCBI's taxonomy places the organism in Eukaryota, Metazoa, Chordata, Actinopteri, Cyprinodontiformes, Rivulidae. Gene Ontology annotation, biological process: glucose 6-phosphate metabolic process; gluconeogenesis. The record is from RefSeq and is a predicted model, not a curated record. Gene Ontology annotation, molecular function: glucose-6-phosphatase activity.